Messenger RNA from Aspergillus neoniger CBS 115656, 605 nucleotides. RefSeq lists its product as uncharacterized. The record is from RefSeq and is a predicted model, not a curated record. Bases 126 to 506 code for a protein of 126 amino acids. The transcript is spliced from 2 exons. NCBI's taxonomy places the organism in Eukaryota, Fungi, Ascomycota, Eurotiomycetes, Eurotiales, Aspergillaceae.
GAUCCGAGCCUCGUUUGUCCCGCAAGAGACUGGACUAACAUAUCUGAUAAGCCCAAUGAAGAACAGCCUGGACGGCGGCGGACCAACCGCGACAUUCGGCGAUAAGCUGCGAGUCGCCAAGGGAGAUGCUAGAGAAUCCAAUCAAGGGAGAUCCAACCGGGCGGGGAAUCUCAGCGCAUCUUCCCCUCUUUUUCAGACCUGCAGGCGCUCGGAUCUCCCCCGACUCCUGCAGACGCAUGGCGAUAAAUCCAUUGUCUGGAUUCCUUGAAACAAUUUUCGUUAUUCUUCCCCUUCUCGGCAGAAUCAUGCUGGACAAGCAGACCGAGUCUCUCCCACUGGUGGAGGAAAGACCGCUACUCCAUCAACCACCGCAUCAAUACCGGAGGUCUAUUCUGCACUUUUUUACCAGCGCUGGUCUACUGUUGCUUAGCAUCUACGCGCUCUUCCCAGUAAAGGCUGUCGCUCUUCAGCCCCUUCCAGCAACCGUCGUCGGUUACACCAUAUGAAUCUUUCGAGCGAUGUUCAAUUGAGAAUCUUCGAGAAACAGAGUACUAUUUUCUGGAUACCGCUGCGCCCAUCUCAGUUGAGGAGUUCGAUGAGCGCAG